UUAAUGAACUGCCUAACAUAAAUUGUAUGUUUCUUACUAUGUUUUGUAAGAAUUCCAAGAAAGAAACUUUUUAAAGUAUCUUGUGUUUGCUAGGCUAAGGUAGGUCUAUUAUUUUGAGGUUUGAGGUGUUUCUUUUAAAUAUCCCCACAGUCAGUUUGGGAGUAAAGCAAAAACCAUGGGAGAUGAAAAUCAUGAGAGUUGGAGAUCGAAUUUUUAGUUUUAGCAAUUAUGCUUUCAAUUGCAAGUCAUCUGCCCUUCUAUAAUGUGUCAAAAAUGGGCAAGAAGAAUUAAACUGUGAAGUGUGUAGCUUACACCUUCCCACAUGAGACUUUAUGUGAAAUACCAGAUGGUGAAGAAAGGCAGGAAUUUCUGGUUGUCUCUCUUAGACCCACCAUUACAGAUGAAGUGAAGAGAAUGCAGCAGCAGCAUUUCCCCUCCCUUCCACCUCAUCUUCCCCUGCAGGCUGGGCUCCUCUGCCCACUUGAAGACCCUGACAGUUGUUUCUGGUGCAAAAUACGGAAUAUGUAGAAUUUUCUUACAGAAGGAUUUGCUUUGCUGUUUGAUCUUUGUGUACUGUCAAGCUUCUUCAGCAAGAAAGGAGAUUUAAUCCAUGAUAUAGAGAGUGGCCUACAAGCUCUAAGUAAUGUCCAGGUGUUAGAAAAACAAAUUACUUGUGGGUAAAAUUGCCUUCUUAAGCUUAUGAAGACAUACUUCCGUGAUCUCUGACCUAAGGGCAGGCUAACAAAGCCUGGGAAAAUGGGUGUACCACUGAUAGUGGACACAAAGAAUCUAGAAUUUAGAGGCUACAUGGACGUGUAACAAAAACCCCAAAAUAAGGAGCAAACAAAUAAAGCAAACUUAGCAAUUGUGUUGGAAUUGGCUCCAACUGGGUAACCGGUAUUUCUGGUUGGGGAAGAUUGCGGCUACCAACCCAAGAAACCCACUGAUCCCAAAGAAGAGGGCGGCUGAGCCUGUGGACUAAUUAGCACGGGAAGCAAGAAAAUCAUUAACCAGUAGAAGAGAGAAUGCUAAUUAAUUAGAGAACUAUGUUACUUGUAACCGAUGAACACUAAUCCUUUUGCUUCCUGGCAAAAAGCAAUAAUAGCAAAAUUAGCAAUAAUUAGCAAAAAGUUUUUAUAGUUGGGUACUUGAUUAGUGGAAUUGCACUGGGCAAUGCCCAGGCUUGCACAACUCUGGAAUCGAUAAUCUGUGUCCCCUCGAGUGUGUGUAGUUAUUGCCUCGUUGCGCACUAGGUAAUGAAUCCGACUUUUGUGGGCAGCGUUUCUGUGGUUGACAGCAUAGCAAUAGCAGGUAGGGCUGGACUUCCCUAAGUAGUUGCUUCUGCUCUACUUAUUCUCUUGGCAAAUCAACUUCUUCAUGGGUGACUUUUUUCUGAGAGACAAGAAGUGUGUUUUGUGGUGUAAACAGGAACUCCAUAAUUCUUAUUUUCUGCAGCAUUCUAAGUGUAAGCCACAUUGGUGUGGGAGUUGAAAAUGAGCAUUGCUUCAAGGAUCUGAAAUAAUUUUGCCUGGAGGUAAAUUGUGAAGUGCUUUCGUUGAAGCACUUGGAUGUUCUGCUGAGGUUCUUCUGCAUAUGCAGCAGACUACUGUCUGCAUCUCAUCCACAGGCACCAAGUUCUGCUAGACCUCUCCAGGUCUGAGAUCCCCUGCAACUCCCACCCCCAGCUAUGUUCAUUGUGUUAGUAAGGGAGGAAGAGCUGUCUCACUACAAGCAUUAUACAUCAAAAGGCUGGCAAAGAAUAUUUCACUUUACAGAGGAAGAAGUGCCUUUUGCCAUGGAAGCUGAGGAAACGAUGGAAUGUAUCCAGGAAUUCCCUGAGCACUAUAAAGUUAUUUUGGAUAGGCUGAAUGAACAACGUGAGCAGGACCAGUUUACAGAUAUCACUCUGAUCGUCGAUGGUCACCAUUUUAAAGCUCAUAAGGCAGUUCUUGCUGCCUGUAGCCAGUUCUUCCACAAAUUCUUCCAAGAUUUCACUCAGGAGCCUUUGGUGGAGAUUGAAGGUGUAAGUAACAUGGCAUUUCGUCACCUAAUUGAGUUCACCUAUACAGCAAAGCUAAUGGUACAAGGUGAGGAAGAAGCAAAUGAUGUUUGGAAAGCUGCAGAGUAUCUACAGAUGCUAGAAGCAAUCAAAGCACUUGAAAUCAGGAACAAAGAAAAUUCAUCACCCUUAGAAUCAAAUGAAGCACAAGGUAAAAAUAAACCGAAAAAGAGGAAGAUUGCUGAAACCUCUAAUGUUAUCACAGAAACACUGCCAUCUGCAGAAUCAGAGCCUGUUGAAAUUGAGGUUGAGAUUGCUGAAGGGACGAUGAAAGUGGAGGAUGACAGCAUUGAAACCCUUGAAGAAGUAGCUUCUGCAGAGCAAUCCAUAAAGUACAUACAGACAACAGGUACAUCAGAUGAAUCUGCUUUGGCUCUUUUGGCAGAUAUCACCAGCAAGUAUCGUCAGGGAGAGAGAAAAUGCCAGAUGCAAGAAGAAGGUGAUAGUGCAACUGACCCCUCGUGCAAACAGGUAGAAGGUAUUGAAAUUGUGGAACUUCAGCUGUCACACAUGAACAAUUUAUUCCACUGUGAGAAAUGUAACCGUUCAUUUAAAUUGUUUUACCAUUUUAAGGAACACAUGAAAACACACUCUACUGAGAAUUACAAAUGUGACAUAUGCAAUAAAAGAUACCUACGAGAGAGUGCUUUGAAACAGCACCUCACCUGUUACCACCUUGAUGAAGGUGGUGCCAGCAAGAAGCAAAGACCUGGCAAGAAAAUACAUGUAUGCCAGUACUGUGACAAGCAGUUUGACCAUUUUGGGCAUUUUAAAGAGCACCUUCGGAAGCACACAGGUGAAAAACCCUUUGAAUGUCCAAACUGCCAUGAACGUUUUGCUCGGAAUAGCACACUGAAAUGUCACCUGACAGCCUGUCAGUCUGGAGCUGGUGCUAAAAAGGGAAGAAAGAAGCUGUAUGAAUGUCAGGUUUGUAACAGCGUAUUUAACAGCUGGGAUCAGUUCAAAGACCACUUGGUAAUACACACUGGUGACAAACCCAACCACUGUACCUUAUGUGACCUGUGGUUUAUGCAAGGCAGUGAGCUGAGAAGGCAUCUCAAAGAAAUGCACAAUAUUUCAGAACUAUUAGUGACAGAAGAGGUUCUUCCAGUGGAAGCUAUGGAAGCUGAACCAGUAACGUCAAUGACUAUAAUAGAACAAGUUGAGCAAGUGCAUGUCCUACCAGUAAUUCAGGUACAAGUGGAUCCUGCACAGGUAACUGUGGAACAGAUGCACCAGGAUCUCAUACAGGACAAUCAAGUAAAAGGCACACAGAUGGAGGAACUGCAGGAACAGGUGCAGAUUAGUUACUUGGAAGUUGAACACAUUCAGACUGAACAAGGUGCUGAAGUUCAUGUGGAGCAGUUACAUGUCGAGCAUGUAAAUCAAAUACAGAUGGAAGAAGUACAGGCAGAACUUAUAGAUGGAACAGACCUUGAACAAGUAGAAUAUCGAAGUGUUGAUCAAGGAGAAGCAGAAGAAAAGGAUCAUAAUGAAGCAGAUGAUGCAGAUAAGGAACAUCAUGAGCAAGCUGAAGACUUAGAAACACAACAAUUAGUGGAUACACAAAAUGCAAAAGUGGAUGAGUAGGACACAUAAUGACACUGCAGUUUUAAGAAUUAAAUACCAAAUUAUUUUUGUUAACUUUUGCAUUGGUUUUUGAACCGUCACUGGUCACCUUUCCAAUAUGCUGUCCAUAUGGAGCUGGACAAGUGGACCAAAAUUAGCUUUCUUCAUGUACAAUUAAACUUCUCUCAUAUGUGAAAAAUACUUCCCCGUUCAUGUAGUGCCAUGAAACAGAAACUACCACAAGACAUGGACAACUUUGUGAGACUUUUAGCAAUGAACAACUUGUAUCAUUGUAUCAUCACACCAUUCCUGGGUUUAUGUAAAAAUAAUUUCACCUCUUUUCCUCUUGCAGUAGGGGCAAAGUCUUGUAUAAAUUGCAGGAUGUCUGUGGCAGGAGAGUCAGUAAAAUCUGAGGGGUUCUGCUGUAAGUGGCAAUUAACGCACCUGUGAAUUUUUGGAUCUUAACUUUCAGGCUGGGCUAAAAGCACUGUUGCUGGAGGUCUCUGAGCACAAAAGUCCUGUGCCUUUUCAACAAUGAGUGGUUAAAUUUCCACAAAGUUUCUAGAGUUUUUGAGAACUUAGUUGUGUGAAAGGCAGUGUAGGUAAUGUUAUAGUGCUUUAUAUUUUUGCUUGAAAUUGCUGGUUACUGAUUUUCUUUUUGCAUUAAAUUUAAAGGCGGGGGGCUGAGGGAGGGAACAGACUUCACUUGGAGGCAGCAGGACAUACUAAACGGGACACUUAAAAAUAGGAAGAGCUUGGUAUAGUCUGUGAUAAACAUGAUUUGGAAGAAAGCUACAAGCAGGCUCUUCUUUUAUAAAUAAUCAUUUUUGAAAAUGAAUAUGUUUUAACAUAAACAGAGACUUGUCUAUAUGGUAUCAGGUUCUUGGGUUUUUUUAAUUAAAUUCUGACACUUGACAAAAAGAUGUGCUAAACAUAAAAGUAAAAGCCAUAGGUAUGAGUGCUAAACUGUGGAUUGAAAAGUAGAAAUGUAAAUAGUUUAAUCAAUAUUAGAAAAUAAAACAAUACCAACCAUUAAAUGUUGCAUUAUUUGUUUCAUCCAAUAUAUUAGAAACAACUGAAUGACUGGCAAUUAAGUGCCAAGUUCCAGUGUUAAGGAUCAAUCUCAUUUUUAAUAUGAUUAGUAGCUUUUUAUUGUAAAGUUAGAAUCUUUUAGAAAAUGCUUGUUUGGUCAAGGAUGUUAAGAAUGUCUUAAUUACUGCUGGAGGUUAGAGGUGCUCCAAACUGCUGAAGAAACUUUUCUUUCAAAGCCUUAAAUUAAGGGAAGAAUUUUUGCAAGAACAGUCCCUACUGCUCUUGGUAAUACUUUAGAUCUUAGUUAAAAUCAGGCUUUUCUAUUCUAUCUUCAAAUGCUGAACUGUUUCCUGGUAUUUGUGCUUUUAUUUAGUUUCAUUCAAUAUUAUUGUGUUUCAUCAUAGCCUUUGAGCAACUGUUGCAAAAAAACAUGAAUUGCAAUUAAAAUUUCAAACAAUUUGAUUAAUGUAACUUGCAUUUUUUUAAUUAUGUUUUGUGUUUUCUGAGAUGCAAGUAAUCUGUGAUGAGAUUCUGUGUAGGGGAAAGGAUGUGGCCUGACACUGAUCAUGAGAGUAAAUUUUAGCUAUUAUAUUUAUACCUGGCUUCUGAUAAGCAGCUUGUCUUCUGAUAACUGGAGGGGACUGGCCUGUUUGGUUAGCUGCCGAGCCUCUAUACCUUUUAUGUAUAAAUGCAUAUAGACAAAGUCUGUCUCGGUGGAAUUAAAGUAACAAUCUGACUAUGCAUCUGA
Molecule: messenger RNA, 5408 nt
Organism: Agelaius phoeniceus (red-winged blackbird)
Lineage: Eukaryota; Metazoa; Chordata; Aves; Passeriformes; Icteridae
Source: RefSeq, a predicted model, not a curated record